Eubalaena glacialis (North Atlantic right whale) is the source of this 1511-nucleotide messenger RNA. It is a transcript of the gene ST8SIA1, whose product is annotated as ST8 alpha-N-acetyl-neuraminide alpha-2,8-sialyltransferase 1. The transcript is spliced from 5 exons. Bases 24 to 1094 code for a protein of 356 amino acids. Gene Ontology annotation, molecular function: alpha-N-acetylneuraminate alpha-2,8-sialyltransferase activity. The record is from RefSeq and is a predicted model, not a curated record. Lineage: Eukaryota; Metazoa; Chordata; Mammalia; Artiodactyla; Balaenidae. Gene Ontology annotation, biological process: oligosaccharide metabolic process; N-glycan processing.
CACCCUGGGACCCGGGGGCUGCGAUGAGCCCCUGCGGGCGGGCCCGGCGACACACGUCCAGAGGGGCCAUGGCCGUCCUGGCGUGGAAGUUCCCGCGGACCCGGCUGCCCGUGGGAGCCAGUGCCCUCUGCGUCGUGGUCCUCUGUUGGCUCUACAUCUUCCCCGUCUACCGACUGCCCAACGAGAAGGAGAUUGUGCAGGGGGUGCUGCAACAGGGCGCGGCGUGGAGGAGGAACCAGACGGCGGCCAGAGUCUUCAGGAAACAGAUGGAAGACUGCUGUGACCCCGCCCAUCUCUUUGCUAUGACUAAAAUGAAUUCCCCCAUGGGGAAGAGCAUGUGGUACGAUGGGGAGUUUUUAUACUCAUUCACUAUUGACAAUUCAACUUAUUCUCUCUUCCCCCAGGCAACCCCAUUCCAGCUGCCCUUGAAGAAAUGCGCGGUGGUGGGAAAUGGUGGGAUUCUGAAGAAGAGUGACUGUGGCCGUCAAAUAGAUGAAGCAAAUUUUGUCAUGCGAUGCAAUCUUCCUCCUUUGUCAAGUGAAUACACUAAGGAUGUUGGAUCCAAAAGUCAUUUAGUGACGGCUAACCCCAGCAUAAUUCGGCAAAGGUUUCAGAACCUGCUGUGGUCCAGAAAGACGUUUGUGGACCACAUGAAAGUGUAUAACCACAGUUACAUCUACAUGCCUGCCUUUUCUAUGAAGACGGGAACAGAGCCAUCCCUCCGGGUUUAUUACACACUGUCAGAUGUUGGUGCCAAUCAAACAGUGCUCUUUGCCAACCCCAACUUUCUGCGUAGCAUUGGGAAGUUCUGGAAAAGUAGGGGAAUUCAUGCCAAGCGCCUGUCCACAGGACUCUUCCUGGUGAGCGCGGCCCUGGGCCUCUGUGAAGAGGUGGCCAUCUACGGCUUCUGGCCCUUCUCUGUGAAUAUGCAUGAACAACCCAUCAGCCACCACUACUAUGAUAAUGUCCUGCCCUUUUCUGGCUUCCAUGCCAUGCCGGAGGAAUUUCUCCAACUCUGGUAUCUUCAUAAAAUUGGUGCACUGAGAAUGCAGUUAGACCCAUGUGAGGACACCUCACUCCCACUCACUUCCUAGGGACUGUGGAAAAAGAAAGGACUGAGCCAGGGUAUUUUUGUUAGGUUUUCUACGUGAUUCCAAAAGGGAAUGGUCAGGUCGUUUCAUGGAUUUGCGUGGGCCACUUGGAAAAAAUGACAACAAAAACUCAAGGAGAACUCUACUUUUACUGUUGGCUGGAAGGACAAAAAAGAAGUGAAAUGUCCUAUGAAAUCUUUUAUAGCACAUGGUGGAUGUGCAACUAGUAACAUGCUGAUGAAAUGAUGUUGGUAAACCACAUUUUCAUGGUUCAAAUAGCGAUGGCACAGUUCACAAACAAGACAAAACUCUAGUUGUUGAAGCUGAGGAAUUAAGGUAUAGUAAAUGAAAUGCCAGGGUAAAAGUGUUAGUGAUUAUCAACAUGAACUGGCUUAAUUAAAAAAAAAAAACUAUCUUAUU